Emericellopsis cladophorae is the source of this 849-nucleotide messenger RNA. RefSeq lists its product as uncharacterized. The transcript is spliced from 5 exons. Bases 1 to 849 code for a protein of 282 amino acids. The record is from RefSeq and is a predicted model, not a curated record. NCBI's taxonomy places the organism in Eukaryota, Fungi, Ascomycota, Sordariomycetes, Hypocreales, Bionectriaceae.
AUGGCCAGCGCGCAGCAGCUGGAAGGGUUGAGGGCUGAAUGGGACUCGUGCGAGAGGCAGGACGCGCUGAAGCGCUCACAACUAUUUGCGUACAUUGACGACCUCUCCAACAAGUUGUCUGAGACGGAGUCUGAGCUCCAGGACAAGAGGGACGCAAUUCUGAAAUUCACCAACGAGCUCGUUCAACAAGGCUUGGAAGGGGGCAAAAGCGCAGUCAGCCUGCUCAAAGAGGCCGCCGAAGCAGAGCUCAACACAUCAUUCCACCAUCUAGCCCCCCACAUGAAGAUUCUGAUUCGUGUGUAUGCGAAUGUCGAGGGACUUGCGGCCACAUACAAGAAGCUGGAUGUUGCUUCAGAGGUUGCGUUUGUAAACUUUGUUCGCGGGUUCAAUAUUGGAUACACGCUGGCAGACUUUGUCGACGCGGGUAAUGGGAAAGAAUGUGCGGAUGCAAAGAUAAACGCAAUGGUGACUGCGCACUUGGAUGACGUUCACUGCCAGCAGAUUUUCUUCGGCGGAUCGGCCGACGCUGGAUACGCUCGCUUGCUUGAGCCGAUCGCCCGAGACGAAACGAUCCGUCGACGUAUCACUCUUCUCAAGGGUCCGCCGUUCGUCCAUGAGUUAGCCAAUAUCAAGGAUAAAUUCCACGUCCCGACUACGCCUCUUAGACACAUUUUCAGGGACGAAAAGCUCCCCGAUAUCAAACGAAGAGUGUCGUUCCGCAUCACUCCUCCGACCACACCAUUGGCCAAUUACGCUUCCACAGUUGCCAAACCUCCUCCUAGCACUCUGCCAUCAAGUGGAUCUGUGUCCAAGGGGGUCAUGAGAAACCGGCAAGCGCAAACUGUGUAA